AUGAACUUGCUUAUUGCAUGUUCUGCGAACUACAACCCGCUUGUGGAGCCCUGCAUAUCAGAAGAGGGGCCACGGGUGGAAAAGGGUGAUGGAGAAGUGACAUCUAUUGGCAAACUGGCGGCAACAGCUUCACCGAUGACCAUUCCAACAGUCCAGAGGAGGCUUAUUCAAGUCAGCGAUUGUAAAACUGACUAUAAUGAGAACCCGGAGGGGCUGAGGGUUGCUUAUUUCCCAACGGGGUUCCGUAACUGCAGGUCAGAGUAG
Molecule: messenger RNA, 264 nt
Organism: Plenodomus lingam JN3
Lineage: Eukaryota; Fungi; Ascomycota; Dothideomycetes; Pleosporales; Leptosphaeriaceae
Source: RefSeq, a predicted model, not a curated record